Xenopus laevis (African clawed frog) is the source of this 2084-nucleotide messenger RNA. RefSeq names its product provisional ortholog of chitinase acidic S homeolog. Gene Ontology annotation, biological process: chitin catabolic process; carbohydrate metabolic process. The transcript has 11 exons. The record is from RefSeq and is a predicted model, not a curated record. Lineage: Eukaryota; Metazoa; Chordata; Amphibia; Anura; Pipidae. Bases 56 to 1513 code for a protein of 485 amino acids. Gene Ontology annotation, molecular function: chitinase activity; chitin binding; hydrolase activity, hydrolyzing O-glycosyl compounds. Gene Ontology annotation, cellular component: extracellular region.
CAUGGUCUAUAUAAGACUCAGAAAUUAGAGUAUAUGUCUAUCAUACAGCCUCAGGAUGAACAAGCCACUAUUGUUUUUAGGUGUUGCCCUCCUGCUGCAUGUGCAGCUUGGAUCUUCCUUUAAACUGGUGUGCUACUUCACCAACUGGGCUCAGUACUACCCUGGAGUUGCCCAGUACAUGCCUGAUGAUAUCGAUCCUUGUAUGUGCACUCACCUGAUCUACGCUUUUGCAACCAUGACCAACAAUGAAAUCGCAAUUUUUGAACCAAACGACCCAACAUUUUAUGCCUCCUUCAAUGCACUAAAAAACUACAACAGUGAAUUAAAAACACUCUUGUCUGUUGGAGGCUGGAACUAUGGGACCUCUGGGUUCAACAAUAUGGUUUCCAGUCCCCAAAAUCGUCAGACAUUUAUUAAUUCUGUCAUUACCUUUCUGAGAAAGUAUGGAUUUGAUGGACUGGAUAUUGACUGGGAAUAUCCAGGGGAUUCAGACAGAGGAAGCCCCCCACAAACCCAAGAGCAAUUUUCAGUGCUCCUGCAGGAAAUGUAUAAUGCAUUUGUGCAGGAAGCUAGUCAGAGCAAUUUACCUCGGCUCCUCAUCUCUGCUGCAGUGUCUGCUGGAAUGUCCACAAUAGAAGCUGGAUACCAGAUACCGCAGCUCUCUCAGUAUCUGGACCUUAUCAAUGUAAUGACCUAUGAUCUCCGGGGCUCAUGGGAAGGGUUCACAGGUGAGGACAGUCCUUUGUUCCAGGGUCCUGCUGAUCAAGGUGGAUACAUCUAUUUCAAUGUGGAUUAUGCUAUGAACUACUGGAAAAACAAUGGUGCUGCACCAGAGAAGCUGAUGGUUGGGUUUCCAGCUUAUGGCCGAACAUUUACUCUUAGUGACCCUUCUAACAAUGGCCUUGGUGCCCCAACUUCUGGUGGUGGUCCUGCUGCCCCAUACACUCAAGAAUCUGGAUUUAUGGCAUACUUUGAGAUUUGUGACUUUUUGAAACAAGGUGCAACAGUGGUUUGGAAUGCCCCACAAGAUGUGCCUUAUGCUUACAAAGGAAGUGAAUGGAUUGGAUAUGACAAUAAGAAGAGUUUCCAGAUCAAAGCAGAAUGGCUGAUGAAGAACAACUUUGGUGGUGCUAUGGUUUGGGCACUUCCCUUGGAUGAUUUCAGUGGACAUUUCUGUGGUCAAGGAAAAUAUCCACUGAUGAAUACCUUAAAGUCGACAUUGGGAAUCUCAUUUCCAAAUUGUAAGGCACCUGCUAUAACAGUAGCACCCAACACAGGAGCACCUACAGAAGCAGCUACAACUGCCAGCGCAAGUGGCAGUGGAGGAAGUGGCAGUGGAAGUGGCAGUGGAAGCAGUAGUAGUGGGUUCUGUGUUGGAAAAUCCAGUGGUCUCUAUCCAAACCCCAGUAAUAAAAGUGGCUUUUAUCAUUGCGUCAAUGGAAUCACCUAUGAACAGUCCUGUCAGUCAGGUCUUGUAUUUGACACAAGUUGCUCAUGUUGCAACUGGCCAUGAAAAUGAGUGAAAAGGAAUGGCAACUGAGAAAAUGGCUUUUGUAUGAUGCAAAUAAACUGAUUUCUGGAAAAAGGGUUAAUGCUGUGUGAUUCAGGGGAAACUGCUUAAUUUGUGUGAAAAUCCAGCAAAACAAAGUAUACAGCCAAAUACAAAUCCUAUCUGAGGUACAUUAAACUGUCCAAUUAGUAUUCUUUCUUCUGUGGUAAAUAUAAAUAGAUUGUGACAAGAUUGAGACAUGAGAAGUGGAAAAAAUGAACACAUCUUAUUUUUUUUCCCCUGAAUCUUGCCACAGUGCAAUUUACAUGUUGUGCAUUGAUGCACUUUGAGAAUGUAACAAAAAACAAUUAACUCUGUAUGCAGGACUGGCUACAUUGGCAAGUGGGCAUACAGGGUCCCCUAAAUUGACCAUAGAUUGUCAGUCAUUCAGAAUGUGAAAGGUAGGAGUCAUGCUGUUGGAUGCACAAAUAUUUAAUCUAAAGGGCUGGGCACACCUAUUUUGUGCCUCUGAGAUUUGAUUAAAUUGAGCUCUAAAUAAUUAUUAAACUAUUAAUAAAAUUGCAACCUAAAAUCA